GCGGCGGGACGGGGACUGCGGGGCAUGGCGGGGCGGGCAGCGCCCCCCGCCCCCACGGUGUCCCCUCACGGUUUGUGCCUCCACAGCCCCGAGCGCGCCGCUGCCGAGCGGGCCCCGAGGAUCUACACGAGGACGGGAGACUCAGGAUUCUCCAGCACCUUCACCGGGGAGCGGCGGCCCAAGGGCGACCGCAUCUUCGAGGCCCUGGGAGCCACGGACGAGCUGAGCUCGGCCAUCGGGCUGGCUGGUGAGUUUAGCAGUGAAAAGGGCCACACGUUUGUUGAUCAACUUCAUAAAGUGCAGUGCAUGCUGCAGGAUGUGGGCUCCAACCUCGCCACGCCGCUCUCCUCGGCCAGGGAGGCUCACCGGAAACGAACGUCGUUCAGUGAGAAGCCCGUCCUGGAGCUGGAGCAGUGGAUUGACAGUUACUCAGAGCAGCUCCCUCCCCUCAGAGCCUUCAUCCUGCCCUCUGGAGGCAGGAGCAGUGCUGCUCUCCACUUUUCCCGAGCCGUGUGCCGCAGGGCUGAGAGGUGGCUCAGUGAUUAUCUCUUUGUCCUGGCACGUUAUGCUGCAAUGAAGGAAGGGAAGGAAGAGAAAAUCUACAUAAAACCUGAGCCCUAGCUGGAGCUGGAAUGUCUUUUCCUUUAUUAUGGAAAACUAAAUCCAGUUGACUGCUUUUGUCAAUCAAGGAAGGGAGAGAGAGCAAGCCUGGAGUGGAAAUGGGAGCUGCCAAGGAUUUCCAUGUGACAUAACCAGGAACUUGUUGAUAAAUCCUGAGAAGAACAGAAUCACAGAAUACCUGAGUUGGAAGGGACUCAGACACAUCUGUCCUAUCCCUGGGCCUGGCCCACACAUCCCAUUUGAGGAUGGCUCUGGAGUCACUGCUUCUCCCAGGUGGGAGUGAGGCAGGAGAAUUCCUUAACAUUUUGGAGAUGCCUUCAUUUCCCUGGGCAGCAGCAGGUGCUGUGGGAAGGCUCUGACAGGACUCUGAGGGAUGAUGAAGGGAAAACAAUCAGCUCCUCCUUUGAAGGCACAGCGCUCGUGUGGAGCAGCAGCUGGAGGCCUUUGGGAAUUGUGUCCACAGCUCUGGAAUAAUAAAUGUGAAUUUCCUUGUACCAAAGGGCCACAAACUGUCACGUUUUAACACCGAGCCCUGUGUGCUUUGCUGCUCCAAGUCCCUUCCAAUCCAUCAGCUCUGGCUGGAGCUGAGCUGUACAGAUUUACAGGAAUGCACCAAGAAUUCCUUGGCUCUGGCUGCCUCUUGUUGUGCAUGUGAGGAAUGUCUCUGUGCUGACAAUCCUGUGCAUCCUCUGCCAGGAACGAGGCUCACAGAAUGGAGGGGGUGAAGCAGGAAAGGCCAAAUCCCAGGGUCUGCGUGCUGGGGUUGUCUCCACAUGGAGCUGUCCCUUGGAAUGGUGGGACCAGCUGCAGGAACAGCUGGAGGAGCAGAGCCCAGGGUUUGGGAGCACCCAGGGCACUGAGGCUGCAGGAAAAGGGGUUGGGGUGAGGAGCUGGGUGAGAGGGGCAGCACCCCGAGGGUUCCUCCCAGGGUGUCUGUGCUGACCCUGGAACAUUGCUGGAGGGAGCUCACACAUCACACACACAGUUCCAGCUUUGCACUCAUGUCCAAACUGCUUCCAGCUUGGAAAUACUACUGGGAAGAGCCCAUGGGAAGCCUGCUGGUGUAAUUUUUCCCCCUGGGAAUGGUGUGGGCUGCAAGGUGGUGAUGCAGCUUUUAAAUCCAUCCUGCCCCUUCUCCCGUUCAAUUAUUUGAGUAGAACCAACCUUAAACUUGUUCUCCAAAGAAUCUCUGGCUCUGUGUCCCUUUUUUGGCCAGUAAAAAAUGCCCAGGAAUGAGUGAGGAGUGCCCAGCACUAACAGAUCCCCUGGCUCAUCACUCACCUGGGUUUGAGGCAGAUAUUUCAUGCCUCUUGUUAAUGCACAUUUUUCAUGGAGUAAUUUUCCAAGCCUCAGCCUGGAACACAUCCUGGUGACAAAUGCUCUGGAUUUGGAUGGUCCCGUCAGCUGCAGUGUCACCUCAGCCAUUCCCUCUGCCUGCUCCUUCCAGUUUUACGAGAGCUCUGGCUCUGAGACUGAACCUCAGGAAUCAAGAGGCUUUUCAAGUUUAAUUUAAUAAAAUCCUUUGCAAUAUAAA
This is a messenger RNA of Lonchura striata (white-rumped munia), 2155 nucleotides long. NCBI's taxonomy places the organism in Eukaryota, Metazoa, Chordata, Aves, Passeriformes, Estrildidae. The record is from RefSeq and is a predicted model, not a curated record.